AUGUCUCGCGUGAAAAAGCUCAAGAAGACCAAGAGCGAGGAGCCUGAGAAAGAGGAGUCUCAGAAAGUUUCAUACGCUGAUUCCUUCACGGGGAGCUUUUCGAUUCCAGAAAAUAAGGAAGCAUUGCUUAGAAUCCUCCGAAUCAGCAAGUUGAACAGGAGUAGUUUGCACAACCUUUUCAAGAUGAGAUCUGGGUCAAAGGUUUUGAAAAAACAGUUCGUUCUCUUUCGCUCCAUAUGGCCAUUUCCCGAGGGGCCCGGUGAUUUCGCCGACAGAGCAGCUUGCUAUAACCUCGAAGGCGUUUGGAAACAAGCCCUUCAUCUGGUGAAUGAUCCAGAGGAAGCUAAGCGGUAUCUUGCCUUGGUCAACCAUCAGCAUCUCGUGUCCGAAUUGCAAGAAGGUGACCCGCAAUGGGCGGGGUCCUGGAUGCCGGUGUUGAGAUUUCAAGCUAGAUGCAUUGCUUUCUCCCGGAGAAAAACGGAUACGCGUGUAGUUGCAGUCCGUCAAUCUACAAGAAGAACUGUGUCAAGCCCCAUGAAAGGGAAGGGCGAAGAUGAAGCAAUUGUUAACGCCGCACUCGUCCUCCUCCUCAAUGCCGCAGCUAGCCUUGUCCGAUCAUCACAAUGCGAAUUUAGCAUGGUUCGCGUGCCGUUCAUCGCCAAGUUUAACCACGCAAAGUUUAAAGCCCUCACUGACGGGGCUCUUUGGGUUCGAAGCACUGAAGCGAUUCGUGGAAUCAUUGAAGUCAAGAAGGCUCGGCGAUCAAAGAUCGGUGAUAAGGUUACCAUGCAAGAAGCCGCAGAGUUGGUUGGAUGGAUUAUGAAUAGCCAGCCAUGGGAAGAAGCUUUCUCGGGAUACAAAUGCCUGAUAUCCGAGGAUGGCGAUGAAGUCUGGCUCUUAUUUGCCAAGCCGACCGAAACCUACGCCGCUUACCUUCGCGAUGGCACACUGGAUGAUGACGCGUUGCUUACUGUGGAACGAUAUGGGCCUUACAAGGUGGAUGACGAUGGUGACAUGUUACAUCUUCUCUACGCAGUUGUCGCGAUAUACCUUCAAGCUGUCGCCUUCGAUAAUGUAUCCCAAGCCUAG
Aspergillus uvarum CBS 121591 is the source of this 1089-nucleotide messenger RNA. RefSeq lists its product as uncharacterized. Bases 1 to 1089 code for a protein of 362 amino acids. The record is from RefSeq and is a predicted model, not a curated record. The transcript is spliced from 3 exons. Lineage: Eukaryota; Fungi; Ascomycota; Eurotiomycetes; Eurotiales; Aspergillaceae.